Molecule: messenger RNA, 1593 nt
Organism: Phycomyces blakesleeanus NRRL 1555(-)
Lineage: Eukaryota; Fungi; Mucoromycota; Mucoromycetes; Mucorales; Phycomycetaceae
Product: glycosyltransferase family 49 protein
Exons: 5
Coding region: 1-1593 (530 amino acids)
Biological process (GO): protein O-linked glycosylation via mannose
Molecular function (GO): glucuronosyltransferase activity; xylosyltransferase activity
Source: RefSeq, a predicted model, not a curated record
AUGUCAACGCCAUCACUAAAAGAUGGCCGGGCAACAACAGCCCUCGAAAUAGGGCCUGGAAUAUUUCGCUCAAAAGAAUCCAAGCAGUCUGUCCAUCAACGCAAAAUAUCCUUGUCUUCCGCAUGUCCACCUACUGGUGCUCGUUUACCAAAGGCACACUCCAGAUACUUUUAUUGGCCAGAGUUUUUUUCUUUAGACAAAUUGCUAUCACUAUUAUCAACAUCAUCAUCAUCAUCAUCAACAGCAACAACAACAACGCCAACGCCAACUAGAAAUUGGAUACGAAAAUUGGUCAGGACAAGAGCAGUAAGAUAUCUUGGCUGGGCAUAUGUUCUCUUUAGUAUCUGCAUUGCCACCGAUUCAGUCAAUCCACUCACAGCACAACCACAAUCAUCAUCACCGGAUUCAGCAAUAAUAUCCCCGGAUCUAAUCCCACCAGACAACCCAUCUCUACUCAACACACUCUCCCCUCGUCUCCGUCUCUCCAAAAUGCUCAGCAAAUCACUAGUCAAAUCCGAACACAUCCGUCCAUAUUGGUUCUUGUCCGAUGCCACACCUGCCCAAGACGCUCUCACGCUUGCUACUGUCAUGACACUUGACCAGUGGUCUGAUCUUGUACAUAUCGCGAAUCUCUGGCAAGGUCCUAUCUCAGUCACACUCCAGGUUCCCACGGAAGUUGGCCUGAGUCCAAGUGCAAUUGUAGGCCGGCUGCUACGAAUCAAAGACGAGUAUGAAGCCGAGGCUGUUCUCAAAAAGCAUGUCGACAUCCACCUCGUUCUUCGUCCUACGCAGGAAAACCAACCUAGUCUUGGUGGAUUCCAGGAAGCGCGUAACAUUGCCCGCCUAUUCAGUCGAUCCGAGUUUGUUGUACAUGUGCCCAUUAAAACCCAGUGGAUAUCUGAUCUCGCAAAGUCGGUCCAAACCUACGCUUCUUUGCUUCGGGAUGGCGAUCUCUUGGUCGUGCCCACAUUUGCCCAUCCUGCCGUUGCCAAUAUCGAUGACAUUAAUGGCCUCAGUGCUGCCAAUUCUGCUGCUGCUGCUGCUGCUGCUGCCAUCCAGGCUCAUGCUCCUCAGGGAUUCGAUUGGCCGUUUGACAAAGAAACUCUGUUGGACCAGGUAGAGGAAGGUCGAAUCGGGUUGCUCGACUAUCAUUGGGGGCUCAAUGAAGGACCCACGUCGUACGAGGAAUGGCAAGCAGCAGACACGCCCUAUCUUGUGACUGACUAUAGCUAUCACUACGGCCCUGUCUACAUAUCCACUCGCAAAGGACACCCAUGGUGUGAGGAACGGUUUGAAGAUGCUCUUCCGGCUUGUAUCUAUUCAGCCUAUCUUGCAGGAGCAGAUCUGUGGGUACUUCCAAACGACUACAUCUUAAGGACAGGCCAAGAGCCCGAGAAUACUCUUUCAGGAGAAGCACGCAAGAUUCAAUUGCAACUGUACAAAAAUUAUCGCAUUGAGCAGUGUGUCUUUUACGCAAGAAAGUUUGACCAGAGCCAAGAAUUUGGAUCCGAGCGCUCGAGUCACAUAAAGCAAGAGUGCACCAAAGUUAUCGGUAGUCUUAGAAAGCAAGAAAUGAUCAGCAAGAAGCCUUAG